UGUUAAACACUCAGUAAUCUUGUUAAUGUCAGUUUAACUUGUUCGGCAACGGUCAAACCAAAUUCAUGCAGCAUGUCACUCCUAAAAGCUAUCGAGACUAUAUCAAAAUUACCCAGUGUAAAAUUUUGCAUUCCUGUUACGAAUCAGCACCAGCACAUCCGCAUUACCCAGAAUAAUGCCGCAAAGCCUGUUUUUAGAAGGAACAAAUGUCAAGACGAAGGGCCUUCUCCGAUCUUGCAAUUGGCGAAAAGAGCUCAACUGGAGACGCAGGUCAGACCUUACCAUGUGAUGACUGGAGGUCAGAUUUUAGAUAUGCCUAGUAACAGCCAGGGGUAUAUUCUUCCAGUUCGCUCAACACCGGUGUCCCAAUUCAAGGGCAAACAUAAAGGAGGCAAAGGACAAUAUGGAGGUACUGGAGGCAGCGAUGGUUGCCCACCCUGCAAAACCGACCCCAAUCCCUGCAAAAUGCAGAACUGCAAGCUGAAAAAGCCAAAAAGGAAGAACGAACAUGAAUGCGACCCUGACGAACCAGAAGAUAUUUGCAAACGAGAUAGCCCUUGCAAUUGGUACCCUGGCAAAAAACCCUGUAAAUAAUGAAGAAAAAGUUACAAAACGUAUUAAAAUCGAUCCAGUGGCUACGCAGCUACAGACAAAAAACGAAAAAAAACCUCGCAAACAUCGACUUCUGACGUUUCAGACACUCCU
Acanthoscelides obtectus is the source of this 705-nucleotide messenger RNA. Lineage: Eukaryota; Metazoa; Arthropoda; Insecta; Coleoptera; Chrysomelidae. The record is from the annotation of a GenBank genome assembly.